CCAUUGACAGAAGAAGUACUCUCUCUCUCUCUCUCUCUCUCUCCAUAGAAACCUAGUCUCAUCUUUGAGAGCUGAAUUAGUAAACCCUAAUCAAAAAGCGAGGAUGGGUAGAGGAAAGAUAGUGAUAAGGAGGAUCGAUAACACCACGAGCAGGCAGGUGACUUUUUCAAAGAGAAGGAACGGGCUAUUGAAGAAGGCAAAGGAGCUGGCGAUUCUGUGCGAUGCAGAAGUAGGUCUGGUCAUCUUCUCCAGCACUGGCAAGCUUUAUGAGUUAGCCAGCACCAGCAUGAAAACAAUAAUUGAACGGUAUAAUAAAUCCAAAGAGGAACAUCAUCAACUUCAUAAUCAAGAUUCAGAAGUCAAGUUUUGGCAAAGGGAAGCAGCGCUCUUGAGGCAACAACUACACAACUUACAAGAAAAUCAUAGACAAUUGAUGGGAGAAGAACUUUAUGGUUUGAGUGUCAAAGAUCUACAAAAUCUUGAGAACCAAUUGGAGACAAGUUUGCAAGGUGUCCGCAUGAAAAAGGACCAGAUUCUAAUUGAUGACAUACAAGAGCUAAAUCGAAAGGGAAACAUCGUACAUGAAGAGAAUAUUGAACUCUACAAGAAGGUAAACCUCCUUCGUCAAGAAAAUGUGGAGUUGUAUAAAAAGGCACAUGGUUUCCUGUCUCAGGUUUAUGACACAAGGGAUGUGAUAGCGGUGACUGGAAGCACCCACAAUUCAUAUGGUUUCAGCAUCGGAGAGGACUCAUAUGUGCCAAUCCAUCUACAGUUAAGCCAGCAACCACAGAAUCAUGAGAUACCAGCAAGGGCUAGGAGAUCCAGGUGAACACGCUUGUUCCAUCUCAAGAUGACCAGACCUCUUGUUCUGUGAAGACGUUCCGACUAUUUGCAUUCAAUUGAUGUGUACUUCUGUAUCAAACUUUAACUAAAAAGUACAUAAUGAUGGUAGCCAUCAUUUAUCGAUGCUACCCAGCAUUUACUCCAUGGAGUAUGUUGUGCAUAAAAAAAAUGCCACUCUGCACAUAUAAUGCAGAGCUGAGGUCUGUAUCAAGUCUCCUCCCUCCCAACUCCCUCAAUUAACAACUGCAUGCCACAAGCAACGUUAUAAGGCUCUGUUGUGAAUGCUAUGAACUACUAUUCUGUAUUUACAGAAUGGUGUACCAUUAGAGAAGUCUACGUUGUGAGGGUUUGUGGUUAUUUCAACUUUUCAUUUAUGUUGGUUUUUUGUUCCGAGGCUUUGUGUGGUCAGAAAGGUUAUGAGGUUUUGUGUUAUGAGGUUAUGAGGUUUUAUGGCCAGGAAGGUUAUGAGGUUUUAUUUCGAGGCUUUGUGGUCAGAAAGGUUAUGAGGCUUUGUGGUUUGUUGUGAGGGUUUUGUGAUCAGAAAGGUUAUGAGGUUUUGUGGUGUAGUAUAACAUUAUGUGGUGUUAGUUAAGAAUCGUUGUGGUGUAGCUACGACCGUGCGUAUGCAAUUCACACUAUUAUGGGCGAGUAUUGUAGCCUUUACCCUAUUGACAAGGACCAACACCAUCCAAUGUCCUUUUGCUUAUCUUGCAAACAGCAGCAGAACGGCAUCUCGUUGAUGUACAUUGGUCAUACAACUGAUACAAGACCCAACAAGAGUAAAUCGCGUAUAUCCUAUUUGAACAACAGUAAAGUACCAUUGGCAGAAGAGUGGAGAAAAUUACAUUUUAUGUCCACUUCAAAGAUCAUCCAAAAGAAGGAAACUGUAAAGAAAGCUUCAGGUUCCAACGGCCUUUUUUUCCCCUGUUUUUAACUUCCAAAACUACUGAUGUCUGAACGUUUUUACAUAUAUCCUUCUCUUUUACGUUCCAACAUAGUAAAUCAGGCAGGCAAGCAGGCUCAGGAACAUCAAGCUCUAUGGCAUUUUUGCUUUUGAUUUUUCUACAUAUCUACCUUUUUUACUACAACCAAAAGAAGAGGGGGAAAACAGG
This is a messenger RNA of Rhododendron vialii, 1955 nucleotides long. RefSeq names its product MADS-box transcription factor 23-like. The record is from RefSeq and is a predicted model, not a curated record. Gene Ontology annotation, biological process: positive regulation of transcription by RNA polymerase II. Lineage: Eukaryota; Viridiplantae; Streptophyta; Magnoliopsida; Ericales; Ericaceae. The coding region runs from base 104 to 829 and encodes 241 amino acids. Gene Ontology annotation, molecular function: RNA polymerase II cis-regulatory region sequence-specific DNA binding; protein dimerization activity; DNA-binding transcription factor activity, RNA polymerase II-specific. Gene Ontology annotation, cellular component: nucleus. The transcript has 9 exons.